This is a messenger RNA of Lepisosteus oculatus (spotted gar), 4229 nucleotides long. RefSeq names its product dual specificity mitogen-activated protein kinase kinase 3. Gene Ontology annotation, molecular function: MAP kinase kinase activity; ATP binding. Lineage: Eukaryota; Metazoa; Chordata; Actinopteri; Semionotiformes; Lepisosteidae. Gene Ontology annotation, biological process: protein phosphorylation; MAPK cascade. The record is from RefSeq and is a predicted model, not a curated record.
UUUUUGAUAGCACACGACCAAAAAAACAAGGUGCGUUAUUUUUUUUUGCUUCACACCGCGCGUAAUUCCGCAAGUACCCGUAACGCUGUCGGUGGAAACGAACGUCACGCAAGUACACAUACUUCCAUCCGGCGUGGCAGUUUUUGGAAAACACCCCACGAACUUGCCACUUCCUAAAUCUCAGAGCACCAGCUCGCCAGCAGGAGGAUGCUACACCCUUUCAGAGCAGCAAUUCUCUUUCUCGGGACUCAAACUUGAUAGAACGAGGGCCGGCCCGCUCGCCUCCCAUUGGCCCGCAGCGCCGCCUGCCGCCUUCCGAUUGGUCGAGCGCGCUAGUACGGUCUUGGAUGACGUCAUUGAUUAAAACCUCCAGUCACCGAGAGAACGAACGGAGUCCUGUACCUUGUGGCUUUUGGGGGGGGUUAUUAAUGAAUUAUUUGUAUUGUUGCUUUCACUUUUUCAUUAAUAAUUUGGGGGAGCUUCUCAUGAAUGCCUCUACGCUGCUACGGCCUAUGGUGUAGAAACCGCCGCUGGUGUACGGUGUGCUCUGGCACUGUACCGGUAACAUAAUUCUGGCAUUGUUUCUUUGAUUGAGCAACGACGAUUUCUGCAACAGCGCACAGCGGACAAAAGUUGAGAGAUCCGUCCCUCCUUGCGCGGUUCGGUUCGGCGAUUUCCCUGCAGAUCGAGCCUGCGUGCUCCUUGCAAGCCCGGCAGGAUUGUCGUUGCAUUGAGUCUCGGAAAACGGAUACUGUUUCUGUGCGUGUAUUGUCCACCCCCCCCAGCUCUUCAACAGGCGUUUCUGUACAGUGCACAACAAAAUCAAAGGCUUGCACCUCGGAAUUGGGAACCCACAACAUGUCAAUGUCCAGAAACACCGGAAAGAUGAAGAGGAAGCCGGGUUUGAAAAUCCCAGAUGACGUCUUCAAGCAGAAAGAGCCUAAUCCUGUGCCGCCCCGAAAUCUGGAUUCCAGGACCUUCAUUACAAUUGGAGACAAAAACUUCGAGGUGCAGGCCGACGACCUGGUGCCGCUGUCGGAGCUGGGCCGGGGGGCGUACGGCGUGGUGGAGAGGGUCCGGCACGCGCAGAGCGGCACCAUCAUGGCGGUGAAAAGGAUAAGAGCCACUGUGAACAGUCAAGAACAGAAGAGGUUGCUGAUGGACCUGGACAUUUCUAUGAGGACAGUGGAUUGCCCUUACACUGUGACCUUCUACGGAGCCCUUUUCAGAGAGGGUGAUGUGUGGAUUUGCAUGGAACUGAUGGAUACCUCACUGGACAAAUUCUACAAAAAAGUGAUAGAAAAAAAGAAGAAAAUACCAGAGGACAUCCUAGGGAAAAUGGCUGUGUCUAUUGUCAAAGCAUUAGAACAUUUACACAGUAAGCUGUCUGUGAUUCACAGAGAUGUAAAGCCAUCAAAUGUCCUCAUCAACAAUGAAGGCCACGUGAAAAUGUGCGAUUUUGGGAUCAGUGGUUACCUCGUAGAUUCUGUUGCAAAGACCUUAGAUGCUGGUUGCAAACCGUACAUGGCCCCUGAGCGGAUAAACCCCGAACUGAGUCAGAAGGGCUACAACGUGAAAUCGGACGUGUGGAGUCUAGGAAUCACGCUGAUCGAGCUGGCGAUUCUGCGCUUCCCGUACGAGUCGUGGGGGACCCCCUUCCAGCAGCUGAAACAGGUAGUGGAGGAGCCCUCCCCCCAGCUGCCGCCGGAUCGCUUCUCCAGGGAGUUCGUGGACUUCACGGCACAGUGUUUGAAAAAGAAUCCAGCGGAAAGAAUGAACUACCUUGAGCUGAUGGAACACCCUUUCUUCAAAACGCACGACACCAAGGAAACAGACGUAGCUUCCUUCGUGAAAGAGAUCCUGGAAGACGGACAGAAUUAACCACCCACUCCUCUUCCUUUCUGCACCGUAAAAAAAAAUAAAAAUCCCUGGAUUUGUAUAAAAAUGGCUGCGGCGCGGUCGCCACAGACCCCAUUUUUUUCUUACGUAUGGCAGACUGACCAUACAUCAUUUGCAGUAUUUGCUAAGAUCAUUUUUGUAUAUGUAUGAUAUAUAGUUUGGUACACAAGAGGAAACUUUUCAUAUUUAGCUUUCAAACCAAGAUGAUAGCCAUGGGUAUUUUUUUUUUUCUUGAGAACUGUGGUGUCGCAACUGGGCAAUGCCUACUCGGUACACACAAAACGGAGGGAAAAAAGCGUAUUUAAAGAAUCUGCUCCGUCUGUAAUCCUGUGUCGAAAAACGUGUAGUGUUUGUCAUAAUUCCACGUUCUCCUGUUUGAGUACUGCAGUCUGCUAUAAGCUUAAAUAGGCGGGUUAACCAUUAUAUCUGUAUUAUGUAUAUAAGUGGCAGUGAUUCAUUUGCUGAAUGUAUCAGGGGGAAAAAAAGGGAGGAAGACAGGCGAAAAGGUGAGACCUCUGCUUUCAGAGGUUUAAAACUGAUUUAUUUAUCUUUUAUCUGUUCGCAUGGUUGAGAGGGGAAAAAAAAAAGAAACUAGCACUUUUUUUUUUAAAGGCCACUGACUGAUUCUAACAAAUGUGAAAACGCUGCUUACAGGAGCUAAGCAUUAAUGUACUCCAACUUCUGAUUUUUGAAUCCUCUCUCAGAUGUUUUCUCUUAAUCGUGCACUUUUGCUUUUUUAAAAUAUUUUUUUUGCCUCUGGCCCCCUUCAAUGUCAUGUUAGUGCCGUGGAAGAUUAAAAGAGUAAUAGGUGAGUGAAAACAAAAGACACCUCCACUGUGAUUCAUUUGUUUUUCUGUGCCAGCAGCCUGUAAUAUUUACAGAUGUUCCCAGGGUGUGCUGAUCAAUUUUUCACAGCCCAAAGCCCCUCCAAUCAGAUGGUUUGGAUUUCAGUCUUUCCUCCAUGAGAUAGCCUUGCUGUCCCUGAGGACACAGAUGUACCUUGCUGAUAUUGAUAAACCUGUCCUCCAGUCAGGCUGACACCUUGCACUUACAAAUCAUUUAGUCAGGACUGGCUCUUAAUUCAAGAGAGCUUGACUGAUACUGUUCUGUUGGCUUGGGUACAAAAAAGGAAGAUUAAACUGAGACAUGGGCAGUACAGUACAGUAUAUCAAAAACUUUAGGGUGUUUCUCAAAAUCGGGGGUCUCUAGUUUAUGUUCCAGUCCAACAGGUUAGGAAAGUCCCCAUUAAAUAAGCAGUUUCUCCAAACAAUUUAUUUGUGAUCGAAGAAGCAGUUGUUAAACUUAGUCAUGUAGACAUUGUGUGCAAAGUUUUGUAUGUUCACUUUUAGGGUGUGCUUUAAGAUUAUCCAGCUUUCCAACAGGAAACAGGACCAGUAAACCAAUGUGCUGGCAGCAGCCUCAGUUCUGAAGUCAGGGCGGUCAUGCCUUUAUUUCCUGUAUUUCAUAGCUGGAAGUUAGAUCUUUGAUCAGCAUUUCUUACCAAAGUGUUUAACAGACCCUGAACUGCAGUGAAAAUGGAAUCACAAGGCCACUGUUGUUUAAUAUGAAGUAUCGAGUCCCUCGAUCAUUAUUUUUUUCAUGUUAACCCCUUUGUGUAACGUACUGCACACUAAAUUGGCUAUAAUUUUAAACAUUUGAUCAUUUGUGCUUAAAAACCUAUUUGCAUUUUUUUUUUACCCAUUACAGAAUGUUUACUCCACACAUCCUGAAUUAAAUUAACUGCCUAGACUUAGGUCUUUCUGAUUCUAAUAUUUAUGUAUUCACCCAGUGUAAGUUGCCACUGGUUGGAGGAUUAUUAAGGCCGAGCAAAUACUUCUGAGUCCCUUGUUUUAUAAGGUCUAGUGGUUUGUUAUUAUCUGAUAAAAUGAUAUUUGAUCAGCUAGACUUUUAUCUAGUAUGAUAUCUGUCAGUCACCCAUCUGACAGAACAGAAUUUUGUUUUAGCAGAAUCUUUGCAAAUCUAGGAUUUUCUGUUUUUGAGGUGGGUUUAGGCAUUGACUACUUUAUGUGCCUCUUCAUUUGCAAAAAGAGCUUUUGGCAGGCUUAAAAGUUUGCCUGAUGCAAAACUGCAUUGACUGCCUGGUCACUUUGAAAAAGGAUUCUAGUUACAAACGUUCAAAAGCACACCAGUAUACUAGAGAACUCGGUGCCUGUAUAUUUAAUGUUCUGGUUCAGUAACAUUUCCUCAUGCGAUAUCCAAAGUGUCUACUGGAGAACUGUGUCAAAAGGCCUUUAUAAAUAUAAGAACUUGGUUCGAGCUCUCAGGCAAAUUGAUCCUGUGCUGAACUGCGCACUGCCUUUCCUCACAGA